Messenger RNA from Nerophis lumbriciformis (worm pipefish), 2952 nucleotides. Its product is annotated as GTPase IMAP family member 7. NCBI's taxonomy places the organism in Eukaryota, Metazoa, Chordata, Actinopteri, Syngnathiformes, Syngnathidae. Gene Ontology annotation, molecular function: GTP binding. The record is from RefSeq and is a predicted model, not a curated record.
GUUAGAGAUCACGUGUUCAGAGAGCAGCCGCGGUUGGCGUGUCAUCCUGAGGGAAUGCGGAAGUGUCCACGCCUUCUGCUUCAUCGCUAAAUAAGGCAGUCAACAGGGCGACAUGGCGUCUUCUGGUGCCAAAACAGACCUCAGGCUGGUGGUGCUGGGCCGGACCGGGGCAGGACAACGUUCAACGGUCUGCAGCAUCCUGGGCCUGCAAGACAGCGAGCAGGGCAGAGAAAGUGACGGCUGUAGUAAACACCGAGGAGACGCUGCAGGACGACAGGUGCUGGUGGUCUCCAGUCCAGACUGGUUCAGUUUAGAUUACGACCCAGAAGAGAGACGAAGUCACAUCUCCACCUUGAUCACCUUCUCCAGCCCGGGGCCGCAUGCCUUUCUGCUGUGUGUCUCGGUCAACCAGCCAGCUGACGGAGAGACCAAAGCUCUGGAUGUCCUGGAGAAGGUCUUGGGCCCGUCUGCGGUGAGCAGGAACACCAUCCUCAUCUUCACCAACAUGGAGGAGCUGGAGGAGCACGAGAGGCUGGAGGACUACCUGCUCACGUGGCGCAAGGACCUCCAGGCGCUGCUGGAGAGAUGCAACGGUCGCUAUCACACCCUGGAGACCCGGAGCGGAGAACCGGGAGCCCUUGAGGAGAUGCUGGAGAAGGUGGAAAAGGCGGUGAAGGAGAACGGAGAAGAGCACUUCAGCUGCCCUCUCUACCAGCAGGUAGAGGACCAACUGGGGAAGAAGCAGCUUGAAAUUGUGAGAGAGUGGAGGAAGGAAGCACGGGUGGUGGACUUGGACGUGACUGAUGAGGAGAUGGAGGAAGCCCGAGAAGAGGCAGAAAGAAGUUUACGAGACCUAAAUGUGGACCUGGAUCAGGUUUUCCCUUCGUCCGCCGUCUCCAAUUCCUCCCCUCAUGCAUCCUCUCCCCUAGGCUUCUGGGAGACCUUGGUGUCCUGGGUCUUGUGGCUGCCCACGCUGGUGAGAAGGGAGGCCCUGCUGGGAGCUCUGGUGGGCCUCUUUGUUGGCGGGCCCUUCGGGGGCGUGGUGGGAGCCACGGUGGGCUCGGUGGCUACGGAGGUGGGCCGCAGGAAAACCCACAAAACCAAAUAGAUAAGUGGUGCGGAUAACGCCAUCAUGUGUCAUGCCUUAUGUUGCACCUUGUAGUCACUUCACUGUGGUCAGACUACGCCAAUUUAUCGCAACGCUAACAUGAAUGUAUCGCAACGCUAAUAUUUAUGUAUUACAAAGUUAACCAGCUAACAUGAAUGAAUUGCAAAGCUAACAUUACCGGUAAUAUAUUUCAAAGCUAACCAGCUAACAUUAAUGUAUUACAAAGCUAACCAGCUGACAGUAAUGUAUCACUAAUUAGCAAACAAUGUAUUACAAAGCUAAUUAGCAAACAAUGUAUUACGAAGCUAAUUAGCUAACAAUGUAUUACUGAGCUCAGAGCCGGCCCAAGGCAUAAGCGUACUAAGCGCUUGCUUAGGGCCCCGCGGCCACCAGGGGGCCCCCAAAAGCAAUUAACAAAAAAUUCUUAUUUUUUAUUUUUUGCAUGUAGGAGUCUGACUGAUGAUUUCUAAGUGAUCAAAGAUAUAUUAUUGUACAAAAACACAAUUUUAGGUCAACAUUUUUGCACAUUGCUGUUUCAGGUUUUUGUUACCAAAAAUAAUAAAGUGAAUCAGAAUCAGCUUUAUUGUCCAGUUAUGUUUAACACACAUGGAAUUUAACUUCAGUAGACUGCGCUCUCUUUGUACAAAGUAAACAUUAAAUAUGAACAAUUGACUAAAAAUAUAAACUAGUAAUUAAAGACUAAUAUGUACAAGACUGAUGAGACAAGAUGACACUUUUACUGUAAAUACAAAGCUUUAUCACUUGGACUGUUCAACCCCAGGCCACUCUUGUAGCUGAAUGUUUUCUACAUUUUAAGAUUAGGAACCAUAUGUGGUACUCUGGACAUCAUUCGUUCAUUCAUUGGUAUUAUUUAUGUUCUUAACUGGGCCACCCCCAUAUCUUUAUAAAUGACAUGUCAUUUGUAAAGACAUGCCAGGCUGACAAUAGGAUAAUGUAAACAACACUGCCAGAGCCGCAAUGAGCUUAUAGUAGGUGUGUGAAUGAUCAAUCAAUAUUAUUGGCAGAAAUAGAGGGCCCCAAAAUCAAAUUUUGCUUAGGGCCCCAUGGAGGCUUGGGCCGGCACUGACUGAGCUAAUUGGCUAACAAUGUAUCACUGAGCUAAUUAGCUAACAUUAAUGUACUGCUGAGCUAAUUGGCUAACAUUGAUAUGUUAUGAUGCUAAUUAGCUGACAUUAAAAUAUUACUCAGCUGAUUAGCAAACGAUGUAUUACGUAGCGAAUUAGCUAACAUUGUAUUACUGAUCUACUUAGCUAACAAUAAAGUAUUACUAAGCUAAUUAGCUAACAAUGUAUCACAGAGCUAAUUGGCUAACAGUAUUGUCCAGUAUUACAAAGUUAACAAGCUAAUAGCAUUAUUGUAUUACUAAGCUAAUUAGCUAACAAUGUAUUUAAGAGCUAAAACAGCUAUGUACUACCUAGCUAAUUAGCUACCAUUAAUAUGAUAAAAGCUAAUUAGUUAACAUUAAUGUACAGUAUUAAAAAAAGUUAACCACCCAGUAGCAUCAAUGUAUCACCAAGCUAAUUAGCUAACAGUAUUGUCCAGUAUUACAAAAUUGACCAGCAAAUAGCAUCAAUAUAUUACUAAGCUAAUCAGCUAGCAAUAUAUUUUUGCGCUAGCCAGUUAUCAUAUUAGGAAGCUAACCAGCUAACAGUGUUUCACGCUAAUUAGCUAACAAUGUAUUGUGAAGCUAAUAAGCUAACCUUUUACUUUACAAAGCUUACCAGCUAUUAUUAAUGUAUUCCUAAGCUAACAUCUAAAAAUGUGCUAACAUCUAAAAAUGUGCUAACAUUAGCGUAGUGCAGACACAGUGCAUUAGUAUAAUG